GCCGGUCCACAGGAGCGAGGCAACCGACUGGCCAGGGGCGCCAUGGACCUGGUCAUCACUCAGGAGUUGGCCCGCGCUGAGAAUCAGCAGGACGCUGCCUCCCUGAAGAGGGCUUACGAGUUGAUUAAGUCCGCCAGCCUGGGGAGAUCGGAGUUUGACCCCACUGAGAGCUUCAGCCCUGACCUGUUUGUUCUGUGUGCGGAGCAGGCCCUGAAGAUGGGGCAGCCAGAGGUGAGCGAGGACUGCAUCCAGAUGUACUUCAAGGUGAAGGGGCCCGUCACCCAGUUUCUGGGCCGAGCGCACCUGUGCAGGGCCCAGCUGUGUGCCCCCAAGUCCACAGAAAACCUGGAGGAAUUUGAAAAUUGUGUGACUCAGUACAUGAAGGUGAUCAACUUUGCGAAAGGGGAACCGAGGUAUCACUUCUUGGUGUUUAACGCCUCGGUCCUCUACUGGCGCAUGGCGAGGCCCUUCCUCAAGCCUGGCUGCUCUCACCGCCUGAUCGCCAGCCUCUCCCAGAUGGUGAAUGUGUUAAAUCAGUUGGAGGAGGAGGACACGGAGUGGCGGGCGGAGCUGAUGCUGGAGCUGCUGGACUGCUACCUCCACGCGGGCAGGAGAGACGAGGCCGCCACGCUGUGUGCCACGGCCGCGCCCUUCAUAAAGGCCUACGUGCCACACAGGUACCGCCAGGUGUUUGCCAUCAUGGUACAACAUGAAUUAAUGGACGAGCUUCAGUUAAAAGAAGAAAAGAAAACUUCCACUAGCCUGUCCGUCACUUUCCACAUGAAUGUGCUGAAAGCAAAAUUGGAUAAAAAUGAUUUACCUGAAGACGUCAACAAAAUUCUGAAGAAGACCUAUACAGAGUUAGGUCAUUGCGAUCACCAGAGCACCCCUUCCAUCAGAGAGGAAAAAAUCCUUUUGCUUUUUGAAUUAGCUCAUCUUUCUUUAACCUUGAAAUGUGAGGAGGUCUCCUCUGGCUGCCUCUCAGACUUGAAGAAAAUUGACAGUGAGGAUCCUGGGACGCUGAUUGAAAUUGAAUGCCUGGAGUAUGAAUUAGAAGCCCUGAGACUUGAAAAGAAAAUGAGAACCUACACUCGAGCGGCGGUGGAGGCACAGCUGAGCAUGAUGCAGAGACUGGACGUCGCACUCCAGCGAGCCUCCCGCCUGGGCGACCCCCGGGUCAUCCAGGUGGUGUGUGCGACCCAGUGGAACCUGUGUCUCCCUUUGCUGCAGCACAACCUGCGGCAUCACCUGCGGAAGUCGCUGACCAACAUCGCGGACAUCCUGGAGAAGGUGGACAGCCUCCUGGUCCUGCUGCGCUGCCAAGUGCACAUGGAGCUGGCCCAGAUUGCCGAGGACGAGGACCGGCUGGAGCCCGCCAUGCAGCACCUGCACAAGGCCAUGCGACUGGACAGCUGCGGCCUCUACCGGGAGGAGCUCAGCUCGGCCCUGAACCGGCUGCGUCUCUGCACUUUGCUGUACCAGUGCCCCGGGCGCGCCGAGGAUAAGGCCACCUUGGCCGUCGAGCAGGCCAAGAAAGCUGGCCCCAAGGACAGCGUCCGGAAGAAGCGGGCACUGCUGGUGGACGCAGGCCUGGCCCUGGCCCCCGACACCUUCCAGAUCGUGCUCGACAGCGAGAACGAGGCCAAAGUUUUCACCGGGAAAAACAGGGGCCGCUUCAGCUUCCUGUUCGCGAAGGCUCGUCACCACAGCAUCAGCGUGGACAAAGCCGCCGGGCACUUGCGGCGCUUGGGGAAUGAGAAUGACAAGGAGAGGAUACAGAUUUGGGCGGAGCUCGCCAAAGUUGCCUGGAAGCAGGGCGUGUGGGAUGUGUGCCGCGCAGCAAGCCGUUUCUGUCUGCUGUAUGACAGUGUCAAGACGAAGAAGCCAUCACGGAUGAAGAGAGGAAGGAAGAAGCGGGGCAGGGACAGCUUGGGGCAGGACACCAGUGGCCAGUCGGCGUGCCUGCUGCAGAGGCCGACACACUCCAGCCUGCUGCGGAAGCUCGCGGAGGUGGCCUUCAUUGCCGCCGAGGCCACUGUCCACUUGCUGCAGUCAGAAGGUGUACAGCUAAAUGAGCGUCCCAACCCCCCCGAGGACUUGAGCCAGCACUCGGCCGGCUACAUGCCCGAGUCCCCAGAGGAGAACGCGGAGUGGGUCGUGUAUAGGACAUGGAUCGAGGGCCUGUCGCAGUACGCCAUGAGCAGCUGGCUGCGGGCUGCAGAGAUCGGGCAGGAGCUGCAGGAGGCCUGGAUCGUGCAGAACGCGGUGGUGUCCAUCCUCAACCACAACCGCCACCUGCUCGCCGCCGGGCGGCAGAGGGAGCUCGUGGAUACCUUGCAGCAGCUCCUGAGCAUCGUGAAGGCCACCGGCCACAGCGGCGACUCCCUCAUGUUGGUGAUGCUCUGCAAUGCUUUGGCUCGUGGCUUGAUCCUCGGCUGGAUUCCAGCCCAGACACCGGAAAAAUCCAGAAGAGUCAUGCGACCAAACCUUUCUCAUGCACCGCUGGACUCAGGGGCCACCUCUGAAGUCAAGGCCGCAGUGGAGGUCUGCGAGUUCGCCCUGAGCCUGACCAGCGGGGUGCAGCCCGACGAGGCCGUGCCCACAGAAGCGCGGCAGCAGCUCAUCGCCACCUGGGUGAAAGCCAAGCAGUUGCUGCAGCAGCAAAUCGGUCCGCGGCUGGGCACAGACGAGCAGAGCACCAACGAGGACGUCAGCUCGGUGACCAGAGUCCUUGUUGCUCUGGAGAUGUACUCCUGCAACGGGCUGGGCCUCAUGGACUUCACCGUGCCCCCUGUGGCCCAGCUGGUGAAGAUGGCCUCCGAGUGCAGCUGGGCAGACCCCCUGGUGGAAUUGCAGACUCUGAUGCGCCUGGCCCACUUUGCCCACGCGGCCCACGACCACGCGCUCACCAUGGCAUGCUCGGAGAAAGCCACCCAGAUGGGCAUCAGGUCCCUGAGGACGUUCAGUCGGGUGCAGGCCCAGCUGGUGGCAGAGGUGCUGAGCAGCACAGCCUGCAUCCAGGGCAUGAGCCUCAUGGAGAACCUGAAGGGCAGGAAGUGGCUGCGCCUGGCGGCCGCCAAGGCCUUCACAGAGGGCGUGAGGUUUGGGGGCAUGGCGGGGAACAGUGGCCUGGUCAUGCUGGCCACACGGCACUACUGGAACGCCUGCCUGCCGCUCCUGUCCUCCGCCGUGAGCAGGAGGCAGUCCAAGGGCACCAUCCAGAGGGUCGUCAGUAUCAUCAACAAGACGGAAGCGAAAAAGCAGGAAAAAGGAAACGUGCAGCUUCUGCACCAUUGGCCGACAGCGCACUUCCAGAAUGGAGGGACCACUGAUGGGUCUUUCCUCCCAGAGGCCGAGGAUGACCUGACACUGCGGGCUGCGCUCUACGGGGUGCUCUUCCACUGCCACGCCGACUGCAGCGACUGGGAGGGCGCCCUCAAGGUGCUCGGCGAGGCGGUGCAGGUGCUGCCGCGGACUGCACACCGUCUCUUGAUUUUCAAACAUAUGGUUAUCGUGAAGGCCAAACUAGGCCAGAAUUUCAUGAUGGAGAUACAGAAAUUCAAAGACGAGAGUGAGGACUAUUUGGCACACAUGUGGCAGCGCCUGGCCUGGAACUCCAAGGACCUCUCUGGGGAGCUGAGCUGCUAUCACAACGCGAUUCAGGCCUUACAGAAGCCAGAGAGCGAGUGGCAGAAAGUUGACUACAUCGUGGAGUUCAGCAAGUGGCUGUACUACAGACAGUUCCCCAUCGAGGACGUGGCUUUCCACCUGAACUGGGCGAUCGACAUCCUGCUGGGGAUGAAAGCCGCCAGGGCCACACCUCAGCCAGGAGGCGGGCACUCGCCCACACUCGCCCCAGAGAGUCCCGUGUCCGAGGACACAGGGACAGUCUCUUUGGAGAAGCUUCGAAAUGUGAGGCAGUUGGAAGCGCUGGCCCAUGCCUACAUCCUGCUGGCCCUGAUGACGUCCCCAGGCGCGGCCGGCUACCAGGACCACUGUCUCAUGGCCUACGCGUUCCUCAGGCGCAUCUGGCAGGUUUCUUUAUUAACUGCAGGAAAAUCCAUUUCAGAAAGUAGAAUUACAGUAGCAGCUAGUUCAAAUUUAUUGUUGCCUACAAAAGAGAAGGAGAGAGGCAAGAACAAGGACAGAGAGAAGAGCAAAGAAGCGAAGCAGUGUCCAACCCCGGUUCCCGGCACAGAACUGGGGGCUUUACCAGCGAGCGUGGAAGAAUGGGCCUCCUAUUGUUGCCCGGAAGAGGUGAUGGCUGUAUUCAGACAAGACAAGAGUGAGUUCACCAUUAACCCAUCCAGCAUCCAGAGGCCGACGUACAGCCUGUAUUACCUGGACCAGCUGGUCAGGUGCCUGCAGAAGCUGUCCCUUCAUGAGCUUGCGGUCCCCGUCCUGCAGCUGGCUGUGCUGAUCUCGGCCUCCGUGGUGGGCAGCAAGAGCCUGGAAGACCUCUACCACCUCCGACUUGCCCUGGUUUGCUCUGAAUUGAAGUUGAGAGAAGCAGCUGCUUUCCAUGAAGAAGCAGUCGGACAAGCCUACAUCGGUGACACAGAGCAGGCGAGCUGCAGAACAGAAAUUGCCUUGAAAAAGGAGAAGAAUAGGGAACCACGGUUAGAAGAAAGUCUGCCAACACUGAAUGAGCCCACGACUGCCGUUCAGCCCGCAGGGAUGAAGGUUCUGGUAGCAAAAGACAAGGUUUUGAAGAUAAACCAAGAGACUGGGAGAGGCCUGGCCAGCACGUCCUUUCCCCAACUGUGGAUGCUCAAAGCAGAAGUGCUGCUGGACAUGGACCAGUACCAGCCGGCGAGGCUGCUCCUGUCGGAGGCGUGCCAGGCCUUCCAGGAACUUGACGAUCCUUGUGCAGAAUCCAGGUGCCUGCACCUUCUCGCACAGUUGGCCAACAAGGAGAAGAACUACGGACAAGCCAAGAAGCUGGUGGAGCGGGCCCAGCGCCUGGGGGGUGGUGAGGAGUUUUGGUACAGCUCCACGCUGACUCUCGGAGAUGCCCUCUUGUCCAUGGAAAGCGAGGGGAAAGAAGUGGUCUGCCAGCUCUUUGAAAAGCUCAUCGAGGCCUUCACGGUUCUCAAGAAAGAAAGACCGAACCGAGCACCUGUAUUGGAAUUCAUGGCCACAGAUCUAGAAGCCAGGUGUGUGAGCCUCCGGAUCCAGGUGGCCCGGGCGUCCGCUGCCGGGGAAGCUUCCCGGUGCCAGGUCCUGCUGGACGACAUGGAUGACAGCUUGGUGGGGAUUGAGAGAAAGUUUAUCAGCUGUGGCUACAAAGAAAAUUGUGCGGCUAUAAAACUGGAACGUGCAAAUAUCAAGAGGUUUUGUGCCCGAAGUGAGCCAGACGAGGAGCAGAGGACGGCGUGUUACCUGGCGGCCUGCAGGCUGGCCCAGAGAGCCACGGCCGAGGUGGAAGAGCUGUUCCGCAGUGUCCAGGGCUUCCUGUCCUCUCAAGAUUUGCAGACCGUCAACUCGCCUCUGAUGAGGAAGCUGGCACACGUCAAACUCAGCCUGGUGGAGGUGUGUCUGGACACGCUCCAACUCACCUGGCAGGAGAGCCUGAAGCAGCAGUUAGAGCAGAGCUCCGCGGACAAACUGCUGGCCGCCUACCUGCAGAGCACGAGCGACUACACCCCCCUCGGCUUGGAAUGGUUCAUGCUGAAGCGGACCCUGGCUCACAUGGCGCUGGCACAGCUGGGGAGCCUGCAGCCGCUGUGCAACGGCUGCGUGGAGAACCGUGCCCGGCUCCUCGGCCUGGCGGGGAAGGCCCUCCACCUACUGGCCACACACACAGACCCUGUGUACCCAUCCUUCUACUGGGAGGAGAACCUCUUGGCGGGUGCUGACCUGAGCAGCCUCAAGGGUCUGGAGAUCAUCCAGGAUGAGGGCGACAGGGAGGAGCACUACGGCAGCCUACUGGCCUUCAGGGCAGCCCUGGAGGAGCACCGCGAGAAAGCCUCGGACCUAAAGAGGAGGCUGGCCCUCGCCCAGCAGUGCCUGGCCCAGGCAUCCGAGGUGCUGUUGCAGUGCCUGCAGGUGGCCCUUGGUAAUGGCCUCCUGGACAUCGCGGCAGCUGCCAGCCUGGAGAUGGUGGAGUGCGUUGGCACCCUGGACCCGGCCGCCACGUGCCAGUUCCUGGCACUGUCGCAGAGCUGCUCGGCCUCAGACAUGAUGCGGGGCGUUCUGCUCACGGCCACUGCGGACACCAGCAGCUCACAGCUGGCGGCCCUGCUGCAGCUCCAGCGCAGGCUGAGGUGCCAGGAGGGGACUUCCACCAGCCUGUCUGCCCGCGUGGAGCAGAGGCUGGCCGCCAUGUCCAAGGCUUGGCAGAAUCUCCAGGUCACUAAACAACACUUUAACCUCUUGAAUGAGAUUCCUCCCACUUUCCGGAUCAUCUUUCUGCAUCACUCACCGGACAGGACCCAUCUCUACGGCGCUGCCUACGAGAGUCCCAGGCUCGUCCGUUCAGCCAAAGGGAAGGAGCUGCAGGUGGGGGGCUUCUGCAAGGUGUCUCGGGUGGCGGUGAGCCCGGCUGCCUUCUCCUGCCUGUUGGCCAGCGCCCAGGAGUUCCGGGAACAGACCCAGGCUGAGGUGUACAGAGAGGACAUGGCCUUGGCCCCAGGCCUGACACCUUCCGAUCACGGGCUCUUUGGGCUGAGACAGGAGCAGGAAGGCAGGUGCCUUGAAAGGGAAAAGCUCUCUGUGCAGAGCUUCAGAAACACCCUGAAGGCCCUGGAGGACUACCUGCGGCCGCUAUUCCCCCUGCUCAGCUGCCGGGAGCCCAGAAUGCAGAGUCCCACGAUUGUUGCGGAUUUGGGGAAACCAAAGAGCAAGGACAAGGAACGGAACCUGUCGCUGCCCCUGGCUGAGCCCGAGGCUGCAGAUGCCGUCAUCCUCGUGGUGGACAGAUAUCUCCUAGAGUUGCCGCUGGAAGGCCUGUCUGUGCUCGGGGCGGCGGCGGUCUCCUCUGUGUCCCGGGAGUUCUCCCUCCAGAUGCUGUGGACCCGCCUCCACAAGGAGGAGACAGAAGGGAGCGUGAAAAAGGACACCAAAGGCAAAGAAUUCAGGAGGAGAGGUCCAGCAAAGAGGGGCCCGAAGGGCAGCGUGCCCCGGGCCACCUUCCCCGACUGCGUCACAGUCAACUCGGACACCUUCAAGUUCGUCGUGGACCCGUACAACGAGGCCCAGGGCACAGAUGAGCUGACUCCUGUCUCCGUGACCCAGGAAAUCCUGGACAAAUUCAGAGACACGUUCACUGCGCGAUGGACGGGACACCUGGGAAAUAAGCACUUGCCCAGCCAGGCCGAGUGGGAGCAGAUCCUGGGCAGCUGUGAAGGCUUCUUCUUCUACGGGAUGGAGAGCUUCCUGUCCCACGUGCUGGUGGAAAGGUUGGCGGCCAUGAACUUAGAGGCGUGCCACGUGAUGGUCCUGCUGGACCGCGCCCGGUCCUAUGAGAGCUUGCGGCGGCAGAUGGAGUCCUCAGAGAGCAAGAGUGCCGUGCAGCUCUCCUUAGAGGAGCCGGUCGAGACUGCUGUCCUUCUGAGCCUGGCAGGGGCCAAGAGCAUCCUGGCGAACCAGUGGCCAACACGCCUGCAGGACAAUGCGCUGCGGGCCCACGUCCUGUGGGAAAAUCUGCUGACAGUUGGUAAGCCAACUGGGAGAACGGUCCGUCUCCUUCAGAAGAUGGAAGCUGGCGGACUGGACGAGCUCGGGAGGAUGCUGGCCACGUGGAAUGACUCCACUCAGCGGGCUCACAUCCCAGCCGAGGAAGCCACAGGCCUCCCACGUGACCUUCCAGCCGCCCAGGGAGGCCUGCCUGGCUCUGUCCCCAAGCCGGGACCCUCCCCAGCCGGAGCUUUCCUGCCACCACGGCAUCAAAGUGGGGCCGUGUCUUCAGCCAGGGACCUGAGAUGCGAAGACAAGUGGACGAGAGCCACUGGGCAGAAGCAGCCUGUGUGUGCUGCAGGUGAGGGGACCCUCCCAGUGCUGGCUCUGUCCUGUGUUUUCUCAGUGUCGGGCAUCAAGCAGCAUAAAGGAAGGGGGGGCGUGCUCCCUCCGCACGGAAGGCCCAGGUCGAGGAGCACCUUCUGACCCUCUUGCUGGCCCCUCUGACCCUUGGCACGUAUCUGUCCCACUCUGGGGACCACACAUCAGUAGGGCUCAGCAGGGUUUGAUGGGGACCCCCACACUCCAAACGCCCCUUGGCCAUUUGGUCGGCACUGAACUUGCCAGCCCUGUGUCCCCGUCCCGUGGCAGGUCCUGGGAUUCUGAGGGGACCUGUGCAGGGGGUGGAGCUGCUGGCUCCAGUCAGCGCUGCUUCUGGGCUGAGUGGCUGGCGGGGGAGCCAUCGAGCGGGAGGAGUCAGGAUCCUGAUGCCCCUGAGUCACGGCACCGGAGACGACAAAGUGAACAUGCAGUGUUGUCAGCUCCGGGAUGGUGCUGUAGGAGUGGCUGUAGGAGGACCCAGAGUCCUGCGUUUGUCCAGCCUGCUGACCACCUCACGGUGUGGUCAUCUCCGAUGGCUGAACUGGGAGCCCUUCGCAUGGGGUGCCCGGUCCUGUCCAGCACUCCCCUGCUGAACUCUGAGCACAGGUCAGGCGUCUGAACAGGAGUCACGACCCCAAGCAAAGCCUUGCCCCCUGCCUGCCUCAUCUGGAGACUUGUUUGGCCUCUGAGCACCAGCUGUGGUGCCACCUGGUACCUGGCAGCCCCCCCAAGGGCCAGAGGAUGCCAGACCCCAGGCCAAGUGACUCCUGGUAGCCAUGUGGGCUGUGGGGCCAGGAGUGGAGCAGAUGGGAGAUGGCAUGAGCAUGGGGGGUUCUCCUGGUGCACAUGAGGGGCUGGGGCCCGAGUCACCCUGACCUCAGGCCCUGACGAGGCUGCAUCACGGCAAGGUGGCCUUGUCCCUGCUCUUAGAUGCAGAGGGCCCAGUCCAAACAGGCAAACAAACAGGAGCACAAGUUAAGACAAUGACGAGCUGUCCCUACCAUAGCUACUGAAACAGCUAAAAUAAAAACAGGGCCAACACCAAGCGCUGGUGAAAAUGCACAGAAAUGGUCUCCCACGCAUUGCUGGUGGGGCAUGAAAUGUGCUGCUAUUCUGGAAACAUCCACUCAGAACGUGCAUAAAAACAAGCACAGGGCCCACCGUCGCACCCCCAGGUGUCACCCUGGAGACGUGCACACACACGUCCACGCAAACACAUGCAAAUACACGUGCACGGACAUCGACAGCGGCUUCACUGUCUCACAGCAAGGAACGGGAGAGCCCGCGUGAAUAACAGCUGGCCAGCGCAUGUGCUCAGCGGAGCGUGCUC
Molecule: messenger RNA, 9328 nt
Organism: Rhinolophus ferrumequinum (greater horseshoe bat)
Lineage: Eukaryota; Metazoa; Chordata; Mammalia; Chiroptera; Rhinolophidae
Gene: CFAP46
Product: cilia and flagella associated protein 46
Exons: 59
Coding region: 43-8103 (2686 amino acids)
Biological process (GO): axoneme assembly; cilium movement involved in cell motility
Molecular function (GO): protein binding
Source: RefSeq, a predicted model, not a curated record